AUGCCUGAGCUGGCAGAGGUAGCGCGUAUUGUGCAUUUCAUUCGACAGCACCUUGUUGGAAAGACGCUGUCCAAGGUGCAGGCCCAGCAUGAUGACAUUGUUUACGGCAAAGUUGGGACCAGCGCAGCUGAGUUUCAAAAGGCAAUGCAAGGGAAAAAGAUCGUUGGCGCUGGCCAACAAGGAAAAUACUUCUGGAUUACAAUGUCUUCACCACCGCAUGCAGUGAUGCACUUUGGAAUGGCAGGCUGGCUGAAAAUCAAGGAUGAAGACACAUAUUACUAUCGCUCAGACAAGCCUGCUGAUAAGGAGUGGCCGCCAAAGUAUGCGAAAUUCAUACUGGAAACAAAGGAGGAUCCAAAGACAGAGGCUGCAUUUGUGGAUGCUCGCCGAUUGAGUCGAAUCCGCCUGGUGGAUUGCCCUGGCGAUGAGAUCCGCAAAUACACGCCUCUCAAGGAAAACGGACCUGACCCCGUCACGGACAAGGAUACUGUGAACGAAGCAUGGUUGAUGGAGAAGCUGAAAAGCAAAAGGGUUCCCAUCAAGGCUCUUCUUCUUGAUCAGGCCAAUAUCAGUGGAAUUGGCAAUUGGAUGGGUGACGAGAUCCUUUACCAUGCCAAGAUUCACCCAGAGCAGUACUGCAACACUCUGAACGACGACCAAAUCAAGGAGCUUCACAAAUCACUCCAUUACGUCUGUUCUACAGCCCUCGAUGUCCUAGCAGAUUCGGAGAAGUUCCCUGAGCACUGGCUCUUCAAGCAUCGAUGGGGCAAAGGAAAGAAGAAUCACCCGACCACUCUGCCCAAUGGAGACAAGAUCACCUUCCUUACUGUUGGCGGCAGAACAAGUGCCGUAGUACCGGCAGUCCAAAAGAAGACCGGUGCCGUGGCGAAAGAGAUUGACGAAGAUGAAACACCUGCAAGCUCAAAGCGAAAGCGGGCCGUGAAACAGGAGGACGGCUCUGAUUUUGAAGAAAAGCCCGAACCAAAAGCCUCCGAGCCAAAGAAAAAGAGAAAGUCCGCUGUGAAGAAGGGGGUGGUCAAGGAAGAGGAACAAGAAGUGAAUCCAGCUGAUACUACAGGCCGUCGUCGCUCUACGCGGUCGAGAAAUUAA
Messenger RNA from Penicillium subrubescens, 1110 nucleotides. RefSeq names its product putative formamidopyrimidine-DNA glycosylase. Gene Ontology annotation, biological process: base-excision repair. Gene Ontology annotation, molecular function: DNA N-glycosylase activity; zinc ion binding; DNA-(apurinic or apyrimidinic site) endonuclease activity. Gene Ontology annotation, cellular component: nucleus. The record is from RefSeq and is a predicted model, not a curated record. NCBI's taxonomy places the organism in Eukaryota, Fungi, Ascomycota, Eurotiomycetes, Eurotiales, Aspergillaceae. The transcript is spliced from 2 exons. The coding region runs from base 1 to 1110 and encodes 369 amino acids.